Molecule: messenger RNA, 1425 nt
Organism: Achroia grisella
Lineage: Eukaryota; Metazoa; Arthropoda; Insecta; Lepidoptera; Pyralidae
Product: sterol carrier protein 2-like
Exons: 2
Coding region: 55-1272 (405 amino acids)
Molecular function (GO): acyltransferase activity, transferring groups other than amino-acyl groups
Source: RefSeq, a predicted model, not a curated record
UUGACGAGUGCAUUAGUAUCUCACUGUAAAUGAACCAGCGCGCACGUAUUCAUCAUGUUACGGAAGGUGUUCGUGGUUGGAGUGGGCAUGACGAAGUUUGCCAAACCGGGCUCCAUAGGAGACUACCCUGAUUUUGGGAAGCAAGCGGUGCUGGAAGCUCUACAGGACGCCGGCCUCAAGUAUGACGUGAUACAGCAGGCGGUGUGCGCAUACGCCGCCGGAGACUCCACCAGCGGGCAGCGGGUGCUGUACCAGGUCGGGAUGACCGGCAUUCCCAUUUACAAUGUCAACAACAACUGCUCGACGGGUUCUAGUGGCCUAUUUCUCGGGAAACAACUCAUUGAAGGGGGCAGAGUGGAUGUCGCUCUAGUGCUGGGCUUUGAGAAAAUGGCUUCGGGAGCGCUCAAAGGAUCUCGUUUCCCCGAUAGAGCUCCGGCUACCGGUGUACAUCAGGAGAAAAUGAGGGAAAUGACAGAGGUACCGCCUGGUCCUCUGACACCGCAAUAUUUUGGAAACGCUGGUAUAGAACAUAUGAAGAAAUACGGCACCACCGAGGUACAUUUCGCAAAAGUAGCAGCAAAAAAUCACAGACAUGGUGCAAAGAAUCCUAGAGCUCAGAGUACGAGAGCAUAUACGGUCGAAGAAGUACUGAGUUCUAGAAAGAUCUUCGGACCGCUGACUAAGCUGCAGUGCUGCCCCACCAGCGACGGCGCGGCGGCUGCGAUACUCAUGUCGGAGGAUGCCGUCAUCCGUAACGGUCUCCAAAACAAUGCCGUCGAAAUAAUUGGCAUGGAAAUGGCUACGGACCCAUCGAGUACGUUUCAAGACAAGAGUUUUAUGAAACUAGCUGGUUACGACAUGACUCGCCUGGCGUCUUCACGUCUGUAUACGAAAACUGGAAUCACUCCGAAACAAAUCGAUGUGGUGGAGCUUCACGACUGCUUUUCUUGUAACGAACUGAUCACCUACGAAGGUUUGCAGUUGUGCGCAGAGGGCGAGGCUGGCAAGUUCAUCGAUGCGGGGGCCAAUACUUAUGGCGGGCAAGUGGUCGUGAACCCGAGUGGAGGACUGAUUGCUAAAGGGCAUCCGCUCGGAGCCACUGGCCUGGCGCAGUGUGCUGAGCUUUGCUGGCAGUUGCGGGGGAAAGCUGGCGCUAGACAAGUGCCGGACGCUCGCAUCGCGCUGCAGCACAACCUGGGCCUGGGGGGAGCUGUCGUCAUAGCGCUGUACAGGAAAGGAUUCACGGACUACGCCGGCCUCUCCAAACUCUGAACCGAUCUGAAUAAAGCAGCCAACAAAAAACAGGGAGUGUGAUAUUUCAAAAUGUUAUAAAAAAUAUUGUGAUCAGCUAACAUUCAUAUUUGGCGAACAAUGAUAUCAAAAUGUUCUCAUUUUUUCUAUUUAUAUAUUAAACAAUAUCGUAAA